Theileria annulata is the source of this 966-nucleotide messenger RNA. RefSeq lists its product as uncharacterized. The coding region runs from base 1 to 966 and encodes 321 amino acids. NCBI's taxonomy places the organism in Eukaryota, Apicomplexa, Aconoidasida, Piroplasmida, Theileriidae. The transcript is spliced from 4 exons. The record is from RefSeq and is a predicted model, not a curated record.
AUGUUGUCUCAAAUUUACGAUUACGUGAUUAGUUUUGUGACUAGAACCUCUCAAGCUCAAAGAAUCCUUCUCGACCUUGAUCUGGUUGACAUCAUCUUUUCUUUAUUAAAGGAUUUGGAGCCGGUCAGUUACAAGGUUCAUGACCCGAAAGUUUUAGCUGAGUUCCAGUCCCAUUGUGGACAAAAUUUGAAUCCAUAUAUAUUUUCUGAAAUACAAAGCGGCUCUAAAGAACAUGAAAGAAUUGCUGAUUUAGUCAUGAAAAACCUGGAAAUAGACCCCAAAUAUCGCCACCUGGUCCUGGAUUCCGUAGUCCAAAUGUGUAAAUUCUAUUCAGACUUAAAGAAAUUUGAUGAAACUUGUCUAGUAGAAAUUUCAGAGAAGAAUCAUGGCAAGCAUUUUGAAAAAAUUUGGAAAGUACUAGAGAAUAGGAAACCCCCGAAAUCUUUGCAUGUUAGCAAGUCCGACGAUGCUAAUAGUUGGGGAUGUUUAGGGUUCCAAAUGCCCUUAACUGAUUUUAGGAAAACUGGUUUACUGGGACUUUUGUCCCUAGCAUACAUGGUAGAAACAUACCCUGAAAGUUCUAAAAAAGCCUUAGAGUUGUCUAGGAGGGAACAAAAUUGGUUUCCGUUUACACUUACGAGCAUUAACGUGACAUCUUGGGUGCUGGAUUUCUACAAUGAAGGGAAACUUAACUGCUUUAGUUACAACAACGACUCCGAACCCCUAGAAACCUUUUAUACCCUGCAUUCCUAUUUCUUCCUAAAUUUUGUCAAAUUUUUUCUCAAUUCAAAUCUAAGUAAUGAUAUAUUCAAUUUUAACAAGAUAUCUAAAGAGUACAAAGCUGAACUAAGCAAUAAAUUUAAAAAAAUGGUUAAUGAAAAUAAAUCGCUUAAUUUACAUGGAAGCAACUUGUUAAAGCUGCUUAAAGAGGAAUUAAAUGUGUUAGAACUAUAUGUUACACGUUAA